AUGGACAUUCACGAAUCACUCUCUGUCACGGUCGAUGACGAUUGGGCAUGGAUUCCGAUUCACAUUUUCUCGUCAACUUCAGCAGCACCAGACUCCAGCAUUCCAAACUGGGACAUAGGCGGACCGUCUGACUUGAUCCAAGUUUCUCACUUAACCUGGGAAUCUCCCUCCGUUGCACCAGGCUUCUCUUCAAGUCUAAACGCACCUCUCACAUCCAUUUAUAACUCCUGGGAAUUACCUCAUGAUCUCUGCCUUCCCACUGAUACCUUGGCACCGAGUCUGCUGAGCCCGUUUGGGCCAAGCAACUCGAACCCAUCAUUGACAUUCAGCGCGGAAGUCACCGCUGGGUCCCUACUCAUCGAAGCCUCGGCGAGGUCUUCAGGUGAAUCGUCCACAAAGCAGUUGGGAGGAUACUCCAGUGUUGUACCCACAUCUCGAAAGCAAAACUACUUUCUUGAAUCAGAAAUUUCUCGGCGAAUGGACGUACUUCGAGAUGCAAUCAAGGACAAUACGGCGCAAUUAUCUGAGUCACGGUUCCUGGAGGACAUUCUUACCAUCCCUCAUGAGCAAACGAUACUUGAAAACCGACUCGAGAGCCUACAAAGAACUCUAGAUGCUCCUAGUUUGGGUGGCAUAUAUGUGUCCGACAUGGGUCAAUACUCUGUGAAGCAGGCACGAAGCAUAACAUACACCGAGCAUACUCCCCGAAAAGACAAUUUUUUUGCUCUUCUCGCGCGGUCGCCAGUUAUUCGAUACUUGGAGGACGCCUGCAAGCUGUCUCCCACCCAGUCAUUUGUGAAUGGGAUCUUACGAACAAUCUUGGAAGACUUUGAAAAAGGAAAUCCACGUGCCGUCGAGCACCGAUUGCAGCAAGAGCUGCCAAAUCACCAACACAAGAUCAGUCAACUCCUCCUCAAACACAAUGUUCCAAUUGAAUGCCGAGAUGACGAGGAUGCUCAUGUGAUCUGUGCUCGUGGUGUUCGGGCUAUGUUUGAAAUGUUCAAGAAAUGGAGCACGCUAGGAAGUAAAAUCCGUUUUGCGCCUACUAAACGCGUUUCUGACGAAGUGCAUAACCUAGUGUCUUCUUUUGAAAAGAUAUCUAGUUUAGUGGGCACGGACCGCGUCUUCCAGGCUCAGUCACCUCCGCGGCUCAAAUUGGUUCGGCUCAUCUCGAGGCUCUCGACCAGUUUCGCCCUCACACAACUGAGCGACAUUCUCCAAGCUGCCAAUAUUAUCGAUGAUAAAUACGCUGCCUUCUGUGAGGCACUUCUCCAAUCUGGUGACAUAAACGAAAUCAUACUGGAAUUGCGCGAGUGCGUGAAAGCGGAGAUGACGCGUCUUGUCAAGGUCAACACGGAGUUCAAGGCACUGCGGGCUGAGUACGAAGACGUGCAGGAUGCUCUCAGUCAGGAGAUGGAUUCUCUUGCUAAUGCUGCUCGGGUCUCAGGUUUCGAUGAAGGUGUGAGCACGAGGGAAGAGGCCCAGAUCAUUCACAAUAAGUUGUCCGAAGUCGAUGAACGGUUAGAGGCACUCCAAGUCGGACUCGGCGAUUAUGCUGGUGCUUUAAGCCAACUCCUCGAUGCAUUGGACGAUCCGUCAUCCGACCAGCCACGGAACGUGCCCCCUGAUCCUCCAGAAGCUACCAGUUUUGCGUUGGAAGAAAAUGCUUCAUCCCUCGUGUCGUGCCUUGGUGAUGUGUCUUCAGCAGUUUACGCUAGUCGUGCCCCGAAAAAACUGGAUUCACUGGGUGGGAUUCUUACCAACGAGGCCGUCAGGCUGCGCACGCGAUGUGUUCAGGUCGUGCCGGACCUAUCGCACACCCUUUCGAGUGUGCAGAUGCCUGCAGCGAAUCAACCCAACUCGUGGUGGGGACGAUUCCAGAGGAAGAGAGAAGUCAAGAACCUCGAAAAUGUGGUUACCUCGCUCUUCAAGGGAUACUACAAGCUCGCGAAUCGAUUCAGGUCCUACAAAUACUCAAUUUGUUUGUUCCUCUGGUUUGCUAGUUCGGAUGCUGCGGAGAAACGAGCGGGUAAUCGAAUGGCGGCGCUGUCGGAAACUGCCUGGAGCCAUUCACACAACCUCUCGCCGUAUUUGCGACCUCUAGACUUUGCGUUCAGCGAUAUAAUCCAAGGACUGGAAGAUUUGCGAGCGACAAUAGCCGCUUUCCAUUCACAGUAG
This is a messenger RNA of Mycena indigotica, 2178 nucleotides long. RefSeq lists its product as uncharacterized. The transcript is spliced from 11 exons. The coding region runs from base 1 to 2178 and encodes 725 amino acids. NCBI's taxonomy places the organism in Eukaryota, Fungi, Basidiomycota, Agaricomycetes, Agaricales, Mycenaceae. The record is from RefSeq and is a predicted model, not a curated record.